This is a messenger RNA of Neltuma alba, 1620 nucleotides long. Its product is annotated as polynucleotide 3'-phosphatase ZDP. Gene Ontology annotation, biological process: DNA repair. The transcript is spliced from 12 exons. Gene Ontology annotation, molecular function: ATP-dependent polydeoxyribonucleotide 5'-hydroxyl-kinase activity; double-stranded DNA binding; zinc ion binding. Lineage: Eukaryota; Viridiplantae; Streptophyta; Magnoliopsida; Fabales; Fabaceae. Bases 70 to 1266 code for a protein of 398 amino acids. The record is from RefSeq and is a predicted model, not a curated record.
CGUUGAAGUGAUACCCUCCCUCGUUAGCGAGAAAUGGCGCGAAAUUUGCAUCUCUCCCUCUAAUCCUCUAUGCUCGCCAUCCCCAGAUUUUUCGUUAUCAGUAUCACUACUCGUAUUGCUGGUUUACCCCGCAUUGUGUCCAAUUCCGUUCGUAUUCUUUCCCUCCCAAGUUCAACUCGUCUCUUUUGUUCCUGCUCCGAAAACCCUUCUCAUAUGGCUCCUCCUCCUUCUUCGUCCUCGCCUAAAAUCUCGGCAGAGUAUGCAAAGUCGAAUCGGUCUACUUGCAAGGAGUGCUCCCAAAAGAUUGACGCAAAAUCCCUGAGGUUGGCUCUGGUGACCAGGGACAAUCGAGGGUACGACUUAGUCAAAUGGCAUCACCUCGAUUGCUUCCCUUUUGAUUCGAAGACGCUUGCCUCGCCUGAGUCCAUUGAGGGAUUUUCAUUGCUGGAGAGUAGUGAUCAGGAUGCCAUCAAGAAGCUUUUGGCCGGACAUGACAAGUCUCAAGAGGUUUGCAGGGAAAGCGAAGUCACACAAAACGAACCAAGAGAACGUGAUUCAAAGAGCAGAAAGGUUCAUGAAACCACAGAAGACGUACAAAAUGAAGUACAAGAAAGCGUUACAAAGAAAAGAAAGGUAGUUAUUGACUUUUCAGCUUCUGAUGUCAAGGACAAGUACAAGGAUGCUACCCUGUCACCAAAAUGGAAGGCAUUCAAGACUGUCAUAUUUCUUGAACAGGAUGAUGGUCUACAUGCUUCAAGUAAGAUUGCUGCAUUUGAUUUUGAUGGGUGCCUUGCAAAAACUGCUGUGAAUAGAUCAGGUGCAGAUGCUUGGUCCCUCAUGUAUUCUUCAAUUCCUGAUAAACUGCAAAGGUUGUACAAUGAUGGCUACAAGCUGGUCAUUUUUACAAAUGAAUCCAAUAUUGAACGUUGGAAGAAUAAGAGACAGGCAGCUGUGGACUCAAAAGUUGGACGUCUAAAUAAUUUUAUCAAGAAAGUGAAGGUCCCAAUUCAGGUUUUCAUAGCUUGUGGGCUAGGUAAAUCAGGUAAAGCUGUCAACAAAGAAGAUGAUCCAUUUCGCAAACCACAACCAGGAAUGUGGCACCUUAUGGAGCAACACUUCAACUCUGGCAUCCCAAUAGAUAUGGAUCAAUCCUUCUAUGUUGGUGAUGCAGCUGGGAGAAAAGAUGAUCACAGUGAUGCUGAUAUUAAAUUUGCGGAGGCUAUUGGUUUGAAAUUUUAUGUCCCUGAAGAGUUCUUUGACGCAUAAGGAUCUAAUCUGGCCCCCGUCAUUGGUUCAUGGAUGGCUUGGAGGUCCAGUCUAGUUUUGGAAUUUACAUAGCAGACUGGAAGGGGUCAUCUUAAAUUAAGUCAACUUUGCUGUUCUCUGCUAGCUGCAUGAAUGUAGAUGGAUUAAUUAUUGUACUAGUGAGAAUUAAUGCAAUGCAAUUCUAGUAUAUUUUUGGAUGGUCCAAUCGGUGGUUACUACUUGGGAUUGAAUAAUUUUACAUUUCACAUGAAUAUCCGUACUGGAGUGAAGGAUAAUUGAAAUUUUAAGAGAAUAAGCAGAUGGUAAUAGCUAGAAGAAUGUACUGUAAAAUUUUAUUUGGAAUGGUAUUGAAAA